CGAACGCCAGCGAGCCGCCGCGAUCGAGCGCACCUUGCUUGCAUCCUGCGAGAACCGUGCGCGCGAACCGCCUUUGUUAUUGUUGUGCCGCGCGGGGAGAUAAUUUUCAAAAGCGAGGUGUUACGACACGCGAGUGAAUAAAUAAAUAAAUACUUCUCACCUACUUAGCGCACGAUAACAAGUUGAAUAUAGUGCAUCGCCAAGUUCACGCCGCUGACAAACACAACAGGACGAAAUACACAUUUGUGUAAUAUUCAAGUGUUUUCAUGUUUAUCUCUAAUAUUAAAAUAAAAUAUUGACGCAUGUGAGUGCAGAUGGGAAUGUAAACAAACAACACACAGAAAAUAAUUUUGUCCCCGAAGGACAAACUUAUUCGUAUGACUUUAUAAUCCUAACCUAACGUAAUUACAUUUUAUUCGUAUUUAAAUAAAUUAGUGUAUAAGGUGUGUAGAAAUAAAACAAUGCCACUCCUUGUAAGGAUCAACCGCAAUUAAGGAUUAGGGAUUAAUUUCGACAGGAUUACGGCAUAAGGAUUACUAAUACGCCGCACUGUCCUAAGGUCGCGACGUUGUAACGCCGUAACGUUGCAACCAAUCGAUAGCAGGAUACGAGGACACCACGCAGGAUACUACAAGUGUUUACAUAGUGAUAAAAUCAGUUUUUGGACAAUAUUCAUCUAUUAUCUACCAGUUAUAAAAAUGUCAUCAGAAGAAGAAAUAUUCCUGUUUCGUCGCAAUCGUUUGCAGCGUUGGAUGCUUACAUAACCUCAACGCGACGCCAUUUGACAGAAACGAGUGCAUUUCGUGCAAGUACUGCACUGCACCUGCACACGCAAUCAACCGACAACGAAUGCUUGUAUGAGAUCACUAUUGUACCCAGUUAAGCGACAAUAUCAAGUAAACUAACAACAACCGAUGCUUCAGCGCCAGCAGCAUCAUGAGUAUUCGAUUAUUCACAAGAAGAAGAGGAAAAUGCGGCGCGCCGGGAUGUUUACUGAUAAGCGUCUUCUUUUGCACGUUGAUUGUGUCUGCCACCGACGAUGUAGCCUUCAGCAGCGUGCAGGCCGAUGUCGUCGGCGAUGUUUGGACAAAAUGUCUUUCCAACAACACCAAACCACCCGUUCAAAGACACUUCCUCGUCGACAAUAUAACAGUGCUGACGUUGGAGGUAUCCGAACGCAUCACACACCAACUGUUCACGCACAUUUUCCGCAUAAUUCUACAAGAAAAGCUCGGAUAUGCGCAAGUUAGAAUAGCUGAGUACCACGACUACGAUGCGUUCGACAUUACAGAGAGAAUGGACUGCCUCGUACAGGACGAGGACAAAAAUACAAUACCGAAAGUGCCCACGUCGAUGAUAAACGUCGCGGUGCCCGUGCCUCCUGAUUUUACGGACCCCUCGCAUUGUAGUAAGGAGCUCGGCACGAUCGCGCCACCGGAGUAUUUCGGCUGGUUCAUUCCCGUGCAGUACGAGCAAAUCAUGCGCAAAUGGGAUUCGAACUGGUCGAACGACUCCAUGAACGUUCCGUGGAGCUAUUUCAAGGACCCUAAAUUUGCCAGGGGUUUUCAACUCAGCGCUGCCGAUAAAAAAUAUCUCAAGGAUAAAAAUUAUAUAAUUCAGUGUAAAGAUACAAAAUGCAUUAAUGGCCAGUACAUUCCGGACUGGUGUAGGGAUAAUUACUGUGCUACGAUAAUCGCCCCCGAUUUCAAAUCCACCAGCGUCAUUAUAGAACACAUCAAUGAAAUGCGAGUUUACGUCAGCGUCAUCUGGGUGGGUCAAAAUAUUGAAACCGUCGCAAAUUACCUCUCGCGACGCUCCGUAGGCACAGGAUAUCUUAUUAUGAGCUGGACGCCUAGUGAUGUCGUUUUUGAUGUAGAGCGCUUUUUCUCCGUCUCAAUGAAACGCUGCGACUAUAAGAGUACACAAACGUCGGGUUGUUUCUAUGAGAAAAAACGGCUAGCAAAGUUUGCAUGGCAAGAAAUUCAAAAAGGCAAAGAAAAUCAUAUUUUUGACUUAUUGGGAGCGAUGAAUUUGCUGGAUGGCCAAUACAAAGAUCUUCUCAACUUUUACAACAUCAAUCGCAGGGCGAAGUCGAUUCCAGACAUGGCUUGUGACUGGGUUCAGAGCAAUAUGAAAUUGAUCAAUACAGAAUGGCUGGAAAGGAUUGACGAGGUGAAAAAGAUCAACAUAGGUGGAAUAUUUCCAAUUACGGGCUCUGCGUAUACCGGAAGAGGAAUAGUCAAAGGCGCCCAAAUGGCCGUUGAUGCUGUGAACAGAGCACAGAUACUACCGCCCGACAUGAAACUGAAUCUAUUGGUAGCCGAUGGUGCUUGCCGAGCAGAUAAAGUAAUGAGGGCUUUUAUCGACUAUAUUACGAACGAUCAGUUUCCCAACUUGAUUGGGGUGUUGGGGCCAGCCUGCAGUGACACCGUUGAACCACUAGCGGGAAUUUCAAAGUACUACAAGACUAUCACGAUCAGUUACAGUGCUGAAGGCGGGUUGUUUUCGGACAGGGAUAAAUAUCCGUACUUUUUGCGCACGAUCGGAGAAAAUCAACAUUAUAAACAUGUGUAUUUGAAGUUUUUAAACGCGUUGGGGUGGAAACGGGUGGCUGCAUUGACUGAAGAUGGACAGAAGUACACUGAAUACAUAAGUCAUAUGCAAAGCAUGCUUGAAAAUGAGGGGAUUAAAUUUAUUUCGAAUGAAAAAUUUCCGCGUGACCGAGAUAAGGAUGCUAUUACAAAGCGAUUAGAAAAGUUAAAACAAGACAACGCUCGCAUCAUUAUAGCUGAUGUGUUUGAUGAGAUAGCAAGAAAUGUAAUGUGUGAAGCAUACAAAUUACAAAUGACCGCAAAAGAAGGUUAUGUAUGGUUCCUACCAACAUGGCUGAACUAUACCUGGUAUGAUACGACCUAUUUCAAUCAACAUCUCAACGAAAGCGUAAAUUGCACCACUGCCACAAUGAAGGAAGCGAUCAACGGAUAUUUUGCCAUGGCGCAUGCGUAUUUUGGUAACGACGAGGAUAUGAUGCAGGAAAACAUUACCGUACGCGACUGGAAGGCAAGAUACAUGCUCGACAAACAGUACAACUCCACAUCGAAUUACUCAGGGUACGCCUACGACGCUGUUUGGGUUUAUGCGUAUGCGUUGCAGAAAUUGUUAAAGCAGGAUCCCGAAGCGAUCGAUCAAUUACACUCAAGCAACAAUACAAAUAAAUUAGUUGAUAUCAUCAAACAUCUAGAUUUUAAUGGCGUGUCUGGCGAAAUAAAAUUCCGCGGUGGGUCCACCCGAUUUUCGGUUAUCAACGUCAUGCAAUGGUACAAUGGGAACACACACAUCGUAAGCCGCUUCUUCCCGAACAUUUCUGAUGCCGAGGGUAAAAUCAUCGACGGCAAACUCGAGCUGAACAAGAGCGCGAUUAUUUGGUUGAGUAAUUCUCAACCGGCUGAUGGACCACCGGCUGAUCCAUGUACUCUACAACUUGUUGCGGAUCUUCUCAAUGUUUCCUGUCAGACCUCAUUGGUUAUUGCUAAUAUUGUUAGUGUAUUUGUCGUCUUGCUCAUCCUCGGCUGUAUUAUCUAUUACACCGUUAAGCGUAAUUACGACAAAAAGAUGUCUACCACCAAUGAUUACAUGAAGAGUCUUGGCUUGGAUCAUCUUUUGAGUGUUCCCUACACUGGUCUGGAUGGCUGGGAGGUGCCCAAAGAGAAUGUGGUGCUUAAUCGUAAACUUGGUGAGGGUGCAUUUGGUACGGUUCAUGGUGGCGAAGCAUUACUUCAGGAUGUUGGCUGGACGGGUGUUGCCGUAAAAACCUUGAAGACUGGUUCUACGACUGAAGAAAGACUUGACUUCCUAUCAGAAGCAGAGGUGAUGAAAAGAUUUGAUCACAAGAAUAUUGUAAAACUUUUGGGUGUGUGUACGAAAGAGGAACCAGUUUAUACCAUCAUGGAAUUCAUGUUGUACGGAGACCUCAAAACGUAUCUUCUCGGACGGAGGCAUUUGGUAAACAGCAAUGAAGAGUUGGAUGAUGUGUCUGCAAAAAGACUCACCAGCAUGGCUUUGGACGUGGCUAGAGGGCUGAGUUACUUGGCCUCAUUGAAAUAUGUCCAUAGAGAUAUCGCGUCUAGAAAUUGCUUGAUAAGUGAGCAGAAAGUCGUAAAGUUGUGUGAUUUUGGUAUGACGCGACCUGUAGCGAACUAUUACAAGUUUAAUCGCAAGGGAAUGCUACCUGUUAGAUGGAUGGCACCGGAAAGUUUGGCACUAGGAGUGUUUACUACAGCAUCUGAUGUUUGGAGCUACGGGGUAUUGUUGUACGAAGUUAUCACGUUCGGUAGUUUUCCAUAUCAGGCGAUGAGCAACACCGAGGUACUUGAAUACGUUAAAAAUGGACAUAGUCUAGCGAUCCCUCAAGGCGUUAAAGGACCUUUGGAAGCGUUGUUAACGCAUUGUUGGAAUCGUGAUCCGAAGGACCGUCCACCGGCGACGGAGAUUGUCGAAUAUCUGGCGGAUAACCCGCGUCUCAUCUCGCCCUGUUUGGACGUGCCGAUUUCUUCCGUCCAGACGGAGGACUCUGGUCCAUUGGACAUGAAUAUAGCAAGCAACUUCCGUAAGUGCUCGUCGUCGACCAGCUUCAAGAACCUGCCGAUGCACGUCAACGACGUUGAUCGCGGUGCUGGCGGCGGCAACCAGACGUGCCUCUCGCGGCAAUACACGCAGCGCUCACUCUCUGAGCCUGAUCAGUGCGACAGUGGCAUCUCCAUACAAAUGGAGAACUGUUGUCCAAAGGCACCGCUUCUGCCGCCGCGUUCGGACUCCAUCGCCGAAGUGAUGGCGGGUACUAAGUAUCAGAACUCUUCGCCGAAGCAUAUGCCCCCGCCCGACUCGCCGCCUAAGCGCGUCAUCGACGACGAUCACAAGGACUAUAUGCCGUACGAGUACAUCAACGGGCAUGCGAUUUCGAAAGUGUGAGUAAACGAGUAAUCGCGACGCCAAAAAGAGACUUUUCCCACGAAGCGUUAACGUCGCGAUUACGAUCUCUCACACUCUCCCGAACUGGAAGUAUAAUUCGUGCCAAAAAUUAGUAAACGCAACGCAACGGUUGCAUUUUACACCCUAGACACACAACUUUUAAAUAAUUUAAUUAAUACUUACAAUUUAUAUUUUUCUAUAAACGUAUAUUGGUACAUACAAUUUUUAUGAAUCACAUAACAUAGCGCACUGCAUAAAAUGAGUAAUUAAACCGCGAAUAAGACUGCAAACUACCUAUUAAUAUUUAUGACGUCGUUUAGCUUUUAAGCUCUAAAGUAAGCAGCAGGUACAUAAGAAAUUACACCUACACUAAAGAAUAUUGAUUAAGAUUUUAAAUGAAUUUAUUAUUUUUAGUCUAAUUUACUUUAAUUUUCCAAGCCAAAGAUUUUUAUGCCUGACACAUUAAUUAAAUUAUUCGGAACAUAUUGACCGGUAGAAUAUUACACAUGAACACUAUACAUUUAUAUGAAUCACAACAACGCAUUAUUUAUUGACUUCACUGCUCUUGUGGAACUCAAAGGACUUGUACAUUUCUCAUGAUCGGCAUGAAUGCGUAAACAAUAUUCUAAACUAUUUCAAUUUUUCAUAGCGGGUAUUUAAAGAACGUGUGUGGAUUGAUCUCACGAACAACGUAACUGUUUUCGUCGUUUGUCGAUUGCUAACGCGGAAUUAACAUUUUAAAACGUUUACCACCCAUCUGAAAAACACAAAAGACAUGUAUUAAAACUUUAUUCAUCUGCUCAGUCAUUUAUUUUUAUCAAUGUGGCAUCUAGUCUGAUAUCAUUAGUUAUUUUAUGGAUUAACUGAUUUUUAUUGCUACUGUGAAUGCUAUUAAAAACUCUGCAAUUUUUACACAAAUUUUGACCAAAAAUCAGGUUCUGAUUGGACUUUUGCAAAUUUUGGAGUAUUAUUUUUAGUAUAUGUAAAUGUUUAGUCAGAAUACAUCACAUUUUCAUUAUCGCAAGCGAACCAUGACAAUUUAAAGGAUAAAACAAAGAUACAAAAACCUAUGAAUCUACAUAGAUAAGUAAAUAUCAUUUAGCAAUGUGCGAUGUAUAUUAUUUUUUAUUGUUCCUUGUUGUAUAAACUAAUUGUAAGAGUUAAUUAAUUUGUAAGCGAUUGUAUUUAUAUUUAAUCACACAUCACGUCAACGCAAAACGACUAAAAUCAAAUUUGUUCCUGUAUAUUCUGAACUUUUUGACACAAAAACUAAGUUAUCAUGUAAGUUAAGUAACUAGUGUAUAUAGCUAACGAUUAUUUAUAUAGGAUACGAGUAUUUUUACGGCUAUUUUGUUAACUUAUUUUAAUUCGGCCGCAUUUGGGGCGUUGUGAACGCUUUGUAUAACGUUGCGUGUGAAUGUCGCAGUAGCAGCGAAAACAAACCGUUCGAACGCAGCAGCGCACCUUCGUGAAAGCCUUUCGAAACUUUUAUAUUCGUAAUAUAUCUACGUACGUAACGUGCAGCGUGUCUGAGCUGCAGACUCUACAAGACGAUGAUGUAAAUGAUAAAUGAUAAGACAUGCAUUUAGUACCUGAUUUACUGCGGCCGGCGGAAACGUAGCUGCAUGUAAACUUAGUUUUAAUGUUAAGCAAAUUUAGUCCAUAAGUCCUAACUGUACAGACCUGUAGUGUUAAAUCGGAGGCGGUUGCGUUCAAUGGUUGGUUUUCGCAGCGCUUUUUCUUUGGGCAGAGGGAACUAUUGAAUGUCGACAUGUAAUCAAUAAGUAUCCGAAUGAAUGUGUGUGCUCCUAAAAUGUAUUACAUUUUGAAAACAAUUUACUAUCAAUCGCUCUAAUUCUUAUAUGUCCACAAUUAAGCGAAACAUCAUUUAUAUUAUUUAUUCGAGAGGAUGAAGUUAUACUAACGACAGCAUUGCAUAUUUGAGCAUGGAAUUACUGUAAACGUCUAAUUAAAAUCAAAUAAUGUAAUUUUGAUUCUGUACUAUCAAAA
Dalotia coriaria is the source of this 6978-nucleotide messenger RNA. Its product is annotated as guanylate cyclase 2G-like. The coding region runs from base 937 to 4968 and encodes 1343 amino acids. Gene Ontology annotation, biological process: positive regulation of kinase activity; cell surface receptor protein tyrosine kinase signaling pathway; multicellular organism development. Gene Ontology annotation, cellular component: plasma membrane; signaling receptor complex. Lineage: Eukaryota; Metazoa; Arthropoda; Insecta; Coleoptera; Staphylinidae. The transcript is spliced from 11 exons. Gene Ontology annotation, molecular function: ATP binding; transmembrane receptor protein tyrosine kinase activity. The record is from RefSeq and is a predicted model, not a curated record.